GGUCUUGGAUAUGAUCUGUGCUUUGGGGUUUCCCUUACCGGGCACCGACGACGUCCUGACCCCUGGUACUGCUGGAUGCAGGAUGUUUGCACCUGAGACAGCAGUAAUGGCGAUGUAGGGCCUAUUUUCUCUCAGGAGCUUUGUGUAAUGAAGGAAACUGAGGCACAGAGGGUUUCUGGAUGGUGACUGAAGUGUUGACACAGCCCAGUCUCCAUACUUGCCCUAUGCGCUCUUCAAGGUUCCCGAGGAGUACGCAUGUGAUGCUGUUAAAAUAAAAACAAAAACUAACGCCGCUUUUCCUCAGGGAUAUUCUUUUUUUGCCUUUCUCCUCACCUCAAAGGGCCAUGGAUUUGUUCUGCAGCACAGAGGGUGACCUUUUGAUCUAAGAAAGGCCUUUAUCCAUUGUGUUACAAUGUUUUUCAGCUUUUCAUUUCCACGCUUAGAGUAACCAAGAUUCUUACAUCUUAUACAUCUUUGCACCACCGUAGUAAUUCUGAAGAGUCUCUGCUUUCCUUAGUCAUUGGUUAUCAAACUCUUCCCACAUGUGGGGAACACAUUGACAGGAUAAAAGGUACUUGGAUUGCCCAGUAUAGUAUUGCUUGUCCUCUCACACACAAACACCUGCAAAAAAACUUGGCUGAAAUUAAUGGGAAAUGCUUUUAAUGUAACAGCCAUAAAGUGAUUUAAAAACAUGAGCUGUUACUGAUACUAGGCCAACCAAUGGAUCUUUUCAUUUUAUAAACAAAACUAGACAAGGUAGAUAUGUGGACCAUUUGGAAGAUUUUCACAGACUGUGGUCUUUUAUUUUAAAUGCUUGUAUUUCUGCCAAAAGUGAAAAAAGCUUUGCACAGAGUUCUAGAUCUUUACAUAAAUAUUGUGACUCCUGAGGAUUAAUGUCUACUGGGAUCUAUUGCAAUGGCUUCUUUAACACCUACUACAGAAUACUUAAGUAUUUUCUCUUGGAGCCUAAGAGGUUUUUUUUGUUACUGUUUUGUUUUUUGGUGUUUCUUUCCUGGGAUGAUGCUGUUGUAUGGACAUACUGAGGGGGAAAGAUACAUUUAUUUUAAUAUUUUGAAACUUGUAGUCUGUAAUUUUGUUUCUGGAUGUACAGAGCGUGAUGGCGGCAUCUGAGGGAGCUGGUGGUGUGGGCAGUGCCCCCAGUCCUCCGGAAUCUUCUAGUUUAUGUGCUUCCAAAUCAGAGGAAGGUCUUCCAGAUGGUCUAAGCCCCAAAGACCCUGCACAGAAGCCCAAGAACUUGCCUCUGUCAAGUGUAAGUAGCCAAGCGGUAACCAAGGAGAAUAACAGAAAUGUCCAUUUGGAACAGCCAGAGCAGAAUCCUGGAUCAUCAGCAGGUGACACUUCAGCAGUGCACCGGGUGAUUUUAGGAGAAAACGUGGUAGCCACAGCCCUUUGUCUUCCUGGCAAUGGGUCUCAGUCUGAUUUGAAGGACUUGGCCAGCACAGCAGAAGAGGAGGGGGACACGUGCCUCCAGGAGAGCCUCCCUCCAGCCACUCAGUCUCUUAAGACAGGGUGCCAUACAAAGGAGCUUGCCUCCACGAGUUCUUCUGAAGAGAAAUCCCCACAAGCCUCCAACCUAAAGGAAGGUAUCAGGGACACAGGCUUGGAUUUCCAACCUGUAGUGCCUCCAUCAAAUGGGGUUGAAGGAGUCAGAGAGGAUCUGGAUGAUGAUCAGGAUAGCUCUUCCCUGAAGCUUUCUCAAAACAUUGCUGUACAGACUGACUUUAAGACAGAUCAGUUAGAGAUAAACACAGAUCACGAUAUUGAAAGGAAUCUGGAUAAAAUGAUGUCAGAGAGGACCCUGUUGAAGGAGCGUUACCAGGAGGUCCUAGACAAGCAGAGACAAGUGGAGAAUCAGCUCCAAGUGCAAUUAAAGCAGCUUCAGCGAAGGAGAGAAGAAGAAAUGAAGAAUCACCAGGAGAUACUAAAGGCUAUCCAGGAUGUCACAAUAAAGCGGGAAGAAACAAAGAAGAAGAUAGAGAAGGAAAAGAAGGAAUUUUUGCAGAAGGAGCAGGAUCUGAAAGCUGAAAUUGAGAAGCUUUGUGAGAAGGGCAGAAGGGAGGUGUGGGAGAUGGAACUGGAUAGACUCAAGAAUCAGGAUGGUGAAAUAAAUCGGAACAUUAUGGAAGAGACAGAACGGGCCUGGAAGGCAGAGAUCUUGUCACUAGAGAGCCGGAAAGAGUUGUUGGUAUUGAAACUAGAAGAAGCAGAAAAAGAGGCAGAACUGCACCUUACUUACCUCAAGUCAACUCCCCCAACACUGGAUACUAUUCGUUCCAAACAGGAGUGGGAGACAAGACUGAAUGGAGUUCGGAUAAUGAAAAAGAAUGUUCGGGACCAAUUUAAUAGUCAUAUCCAGUUGGUGAGGAACGGAGCCAAGCUGAGCAGCCUUCCUCAAAUCCCUACUCCCACCUUGCCUCCACCCCCUUCCGAGACAGACUUCAUGCUUCAGAUGUUUCAACCCAAUCCCUCUCUGCCCCCUCGGAUGCCCUUCUCCAUCGGGCAGGUCACAAUGCCCAUGGUUAUGCCCAGUGCAGAUCCCCGUUCCUUAUCUUUCCCAAUCCUGACCCCUGCCCUUUCCCAGCCCAACCAACCUUCCCCACCCCUUCCCGGCUCCCAUGGGAGAAAUAGCCCUGGCUUAGGUUCUCUUGUUGGCCCCCAUGGUCCACACAUGCCCCCUGCUGCCUCCAUCCCGCCUCCCCCAGGCUUGGGUGGUGUUAAGGCUUCUACUGAAUCUCCCCGGCCCCAGCCAGUAGACAAACUGGAGAAGAUCCUGGACAAGCUGCUGGCUCGGUUCCCACAGUGCAAUAAGGCCCAGAUGACCAACAUUCUUCAGCAGAUCAAGACAGCACGCACCACCAUGGCAGGCCUGACCAUGGAGGAGCUGGUCCAGUUGGUGGCUGCACGACUGGCAGAACAUGAGCGGGUGGCAGCAAGUACUCAGCCACUUGGUCGGAUCCGAGCCCUGUUCCCUGCUCCACUGGCCCAAAUCAGUACCCCAGUGUUUUUGCCUUCUGCCCAAGUUUCUUAUCCUGGAAGGUCUUCACAUGCUCCAGCCACCUGUAAGCUGUGUCUAAUGUGCCAGAAACUUGUCCAGCCUAGUGAGCUGCAUCCAAUGGCAUGUACCCAUGUGUUGCACAAGGAGUGUAUCAAAUUCUGGGCCCAGACCAACACAAAUGACACUUGUCCCUUUUGUCCAACUCUUAAAUGAUGGACCUGACUGGGGAGGAAGAAGAGGAGAAACUGAUGUGAACAGGAAGGAGCGGGUUCAAGAUUUCUUAAACUCUAUAUUUAUACAGUGACAUAUACUCAUGCCAUGUACAUUUUUAUUAUAUAGGUAACGUGUGUAUAGAAAAUCUGUAUUCAAAUGUUCGUAAAUGAAAGUAUGUAUAUAGUGCAGAAGCGGUCUGUUCCCCCUCAUGUUGCAGUUCCUAUUGGGGAUGCAGAUUAUAGGGAAAUGGUAUUUAGUUUGGCCUUGAAAUUAUGAUAUCCCUGCUAGGGCUGUUUUCAAAUACAAUAUAAAAACCAUCUAGGACGCUGCUGUUGCUCUAAGGCCAUCCUGCUUUGAUUUGGCUCAGCCUCUGGUCCAUUUUCUUAAGGCUCUUGUAUGCAGGUUUGAACCCUGGUGCUUACCCACUGUCUAAGCAGAUGCCUUGCUUACCGAAAGCCUCAGGGUUGUUCUAGCCACUCUACUCCAAAAGGAUAAAAUGAGACUGAUUGAGGAAAAAAAA
Molecule: messenger RNA, 3749 nt
Organism: Trichechus manatus latirostris (Florida manatee)
Lineage: Eukaryota; Metazoa; Chordata; Mammalia; Sirenia; Trichechidae
Gene: RNF214
Product: ring finger protein 214
Exons: 14
Coding region: 1118-3229 (703 amino acids)
Molecular function (GO): ubiquitin-protein transferase activity
Source: RefSeq, a predicted model, not a curated record